Hyphopichia burtonii NRRL Y-1933 is the source of this 953-nucleotide messenger RNA. RefSeq names its product translation initiation factor eIF3 subunit j (gene HCR1). The coding region runs from base 53 to 865 and encodes 270 amino acids. NCBI's taxonomy places the organism in Eukaryota, Fungi, Ascomycota, Pichiomycetes, Serinales, Debaryomycetaceae. Gene Ontology annotation, molecular function: translation initiation factor activity. The record is from RefSeq and is a predicted model, not a curated record. Gene Ontology annotation, cellular component: eukaryotic translation initiation factor 3 complex; cytoplasm. The transcript has a single exon.
GGUUUAUCUACUUCACCAUUAAUAGCUUGAUAGUUAGAUAGAGAUCAAUACUAUGUCUUGGGACGACGAAGAUUUUGACAUUCCAACCAACCCAAAGGUUGCUGCUGCUGCUGCUUCAUGGGAAGAUGAAUUAAAUGAUGAGCCCUUGUUAGAAUCUUGGGAUGCUGAAGAAGAAGAAAAGCCAAAGAAGGCUACUCCAGCACCAAAAAAGAAGGCUGCUGCAUCUAGUAAAAGUAAUGUCGCUAAGAAACAACUUGAUCUUGACAACGUUGAUGAAAAAACCAGAAAAGAAUUGUUGAGAAAGGCCGAAUUAGAUUCUGAUUUGAAUAAUGCUGCUGAUUUAUUUGGUGGAUUAGGUGUUGCUGGUGAUAAAGCCCCAGUAGAAUCAUUUGAUGUUAAUGCACAUCCAAGAGAAAGAGCUGCUCAAGCCAGUGCUUCUAAAACACCAUCCAAACCGGUUUUAACUAAAGAUACACCAAUUGAUGAACAUCCAUUGUUUCAACCAACUAAUAAGCAAGAAUUUGAAAAAUUAAGAAAAGCAGUUGCACCAGCUUUAACUGGAUUAGCUAAAGACUCUCAAUUAAUGUAUGCAUCCAACUUGGCUAUUGAUUUGAUUAGAGAUUUGACCCAACCUUUAAAUGUUGAGCAAACUAGAAAAGCAAUCUCUACCCUUAAUAUUGUUCUUAAAGAAAAGGAAAAAGCCGAAAGACAAGCUAGAUUGGCUAAAUCCGGUGGUACUGCAACUGGUGGUGCCGGUAAAAAGAAGGCUAAACCAGCUGCCAAAACCAACGUCAAUGAUUCUUUCAAAAAGGAUCCUUUCGACGAUAUGGAUUACAAUGAUUUCGACGAUGAUGACUUUAUGUAAAACCCCUUUUCCAGUCUACAAUAUGAUCUUAAAUGAUAAAGUCUUUAUAUUAAUGCUUUUUGUAUAAAGUACAAUAUACUAGUGUUAU